AUGGACAGCUGUGCUCCUUUUACGCGACCCGAAGAAGUAUGUUAUGUUUUACAAGGUUCCAUUUUCUAGAAAACUGCUGAACAAAUUGAGGAAGAGAAACUCCGUUCAAAGUACCCGAAUCUUAUAAAGGGGCCAUGCCUCUUACAGAAAAGGCUGAACAAAAAUGUUAGUGCCUUCCUCUUUUGCAUAUUACAGCCUCCUAUGUAUUAAAAUGCGCUUGACCUUAAAGUUCUCAAGUUCUUGUGUCGCGUUUUCUUUUUAGUUAGUUCAUCACAACCUGCUAGAUGUAGAUUUCAUAUCAAAGUUUUUCUCACCUAUAGUCUAGGCUGCAGCCUUGACAAUUAUGUAUUUGCCAGCGCUUCUAAGAAAUUUCUAAAUUUUUAACGUUUUUUGUCCCGUUGAUUCGAACAACCACGUGCAAAGCGCAGACAUUCCCCCUUGAACUCAUGUCAACAACGGAAUACAGACUGCGUUCUAACCAUUGGCCCUUACACAAGAUACUAGAAGGUUGCUGACGAAAUGACCGUCAAUCGGUUUUAAGUAUGUUGUCUUGUUGCCUCUGCCUUUCCAGUCAAUAGAACCUAAGCGCUAGGAAGUGACAUCAAGCAAGCAGAAUUCGUGCAGUCUAGCAACCAGUCUAGUCCACUAAUUUCCCAAACCCAUCAUACGUACUAUUUCGGCCCAUUUUACAGAGCCGAUGCCUCGGAUCGUUGGAAUUCAUCAUUGCUUAUAUUUCACUAACUAUCCUAUCGGCGAGUGUACACAUGCAGUGGCGUCACUAACGUCUCUGCUGUUUACGUAUGUACCCCAAUCUCGACUGCAGGCCGUCAAGCGCAAAUGCCUCCACAAUUGUAAAAAGAUGUCAAAAAUCUUGUAAUAAUUUGACUGGACCAGGUGAAUCGUCAAAGUACUACCUUAUUGUCCCCGCUAGGCUUGGUUUUUCAUGCGAUGGUAGGAGACCUGCCAUCUCCCCUAAAUAGAAUCGCAUGUCCGUUAGCAGCACUGAGAGCACAUGCCGACCCGGCACUUGUAGGUGUGUGCUCAACCAGAUUGAAUACAUUUUAUUCAGUCCAAGGUUUUCUAACAAGAUGAAUGACGGCAGGCUAAUGCGUUACACAAUGUGUGAGAGCAUGUUCUCGCCCGUGCACGUCUUAAGAUUUGCUUCUCAUCCGUACCCAAAAAUACUUCGUCUCAGUCACCUUGGUCUGCUCAACUGCUCAAUACAGACUCUAAACGCAGGAAUUCUUCCUCUCUCGCUCUCGGUAACUCUCUUUCUCACAUCGUGCAGCCCAUCUCAUAGGGGAAUGCAGCGGUAAAUGGUCUGCGCGCUUUCCCUGUCUCGCCCAGCGGCACCGCAAUGAUUGGAUCGAUCUGUCCUGACCGCUGACAUUAAAGCUCCAAUUAAUUAAUCCUCCACUCAACAUAAGAUGACUACAGCGUUGAUUAGAAAAUGCUGCAAGAAGUAUUUGACCGAGCUUUUGGGAUUCGUGGAGCUAAACUUGUUUUGACUCGGUACAACUGUGAUCAUGCCAGAUUUGGCCAGUCUCGAUGAUGUUGCGUGGAGGUCCGUGAUAGCAGGCCUAAAGUAUCAAUAAAGUUCAGAAACUCUAGAAACAUUCUAAACUAUGUUAGGAGCUGUGUCCUAGUUAACAUAAUGACCUUCCAUAUUCACAGCGUAAACUGCCUGGGCAUAGUAAUCAGUGAGGCGGGAGUGUGCGUGCAAAUACUGCCUUUGUUGAUAAUGUUUAUGAGUCUUAUGUCCAAAUAAUAAUCACGCCAACAAUCACAGAUAUUGACAAAGUUACGGCCCGCAAAUGAAGGCAGCCAAGCAGUUAUCGCGCUGAGUACGACUAUCUCUGAGGCGCGCAGUAACCGCUAAUUCUGAUAAGUGUACGGUCGUACAAAAAUUUCAUCCCAUGAAUACUGCACCACCUGUGUGUUCAUUGCCCUUGUAUGCUGUUGCCUUUGACUACGGGUCUCAGUGUGAAUCUAGAACACCAGACAAAUAACAUUCUUGUUCCAGCGAUCGUCUCUCCUUUGACUGACGAUGCCAAGAAUAACUCUGGACCACACUAUCACGUCGCAAGCAGAAAAGAAAGCAGGUCUGACUUGUCGCAAGUGUGAACAGUCGAAUCACAUCAAUUGCAGUGAUUUUACCCGAAGAAAAACACAGGGGCUCCUUCCUCUGCAAAGUUCGAGGCAAGCUUUUUGGAGCCUAACGGGGUGUGCAGCGCUAUGACCGUGGAACAGUGGUACACGUGCAGUGUCUGAGGUUAAGUCAUGCUGGUCCGACAGCGUCCAUUACGGAUUAAAUGUGUGUGUAUGUCACAGCCGAGCACUGCGCGGGCAGUGGUCGCUCAAUGGGCUCCACCAUUGGAGUGCAAGUCGAUGUUGAUACAAUCAUUGCACCAAACGGGGUUGACUGAGGAUGCCCAAGGAUGGUACGCAGCAACAGCACAUUCCUUCAGUGCUCAGCUGGCGGGAAUCUCUUCUCCACAUACUGUGUCGGACCAGAUGUACAAUUCUGCAAGGAAUCUGGAAAUGCUGACAGUGCAAACAAACACCGAUGGGCAUGACCACCCUGACGCAAAUUCGCAAAGAGAUCUCUGCGGUUAGUUUGGUCACUGACAGUUACAAAGACUUCUGAGGGAGGGUGGAGGGCGCGCGUCGUUUCAUUUGCAUCUGCAGUUAGUCCGCUGAGCACAUGCACUGUCACACCAGUAAUCGCACUGACGCUGGUUCUAGUGGCUUUGGAGUGGGUGUAUCGGUUUCAUGCUCAGGCGGGAGCCUAAUUAAAUUAGGUACUCCGAGCAGGAAAUCAACGGCCUCGUCACCUAUCCUAGUCUAAACUCCGACCGGUCCAGGAGAGCGUCAAUAACAAUAAGCGACAUAGAUGUCCCAGAGGGUUUUUGAGAAAAGGAAAAAUUGGUAGUGGCUCGCAUUCAGGAACCUAAAUUAGUUGGCAUACUUUCCGAAUUCGGACAUUUAGAUGAUCUUCAAGAGGUCACCAAGAACGGUGAAAGCCAAGGUCGGGGCUUUUUAAUGCUGGCGCACCACGACCUUAUCUGCCAUAUGAUUGCACUUCAGGAGGACCUCACCGGCCUGGAGGUGUUGUAAAUUGGUAUGCGGCUUCUGGACGAGAAAUCUCUUACCUCAACUAACAUGUACCUCCCAUCAGCUACCUCCUACGUACCAAGGAGUAAUCCCAACAAACAGUCUACCGGCGAUUGACGAAAUAAAACGCUAACUAGACCUUAGUAAGCCAGCCUUCCACUUAACGAUGACUCAUUCACUAGGAGAGACCUGGUUAUCGGGAGCCUGGACGCUGACAGACCAGUGCUUCUGGUGUGUCCAGACUAGUGUUUCAUCCUGCCCGAUGUGGAUCUGCGGACUGCGAAUCUCGAAAGGUCCAAACACAUGUUCUGGACAGCAGCGGUUUCCUGCUGUCGUUGUUCUCACGGGAAGUGGAUGAUCGGUCUGUUACCAUCUUAGAUUUCUCAGAGGACUCGUACAACCUGUUUACUUGCUGUGCUUUCGCGAAGAAUUUGCGAAGAGCAAGUUCAGAAGUGUGGGCAGAACCUGAUGUGAUGCGCCCGCACUUAAUCAACCUCUUCGGUUCCGUUUGUAUAGCUUCACUUGCAUGUGUAACCUCUUCUAGCACCCUACAAUUAUGUAACAAUCUUGGCAAAUGAUUGAUAUUUGUCCUCUGUGAAGGCUUGAAAAGUCUCCAGGAGAGCUGGAGUCCAUUGUGUGUGCGUCGUUCACCGAUCAGGUAACUGAUUAUUUUUGUCCUGCGGCGUCGUGGAACUCAGUCUGGAGUCCUCAUAGUCUGUCAUGGUAGUGGCGGAAAAAACAAAAAGGAGGAAAACUUUAACGACUAUUCACGGCCUUUUGGCCGUCGUUAGCGUUUAUCGUUGAACUUAACGCCCAGUGUCAACCAAUUCAGGUUAUCAAAACCCGGGGUUGAGAUACGACCUCUUGACGACUAGUUAUAAACCAGAAAUGCUCGCUCCAGUCGCACAUAUUCUUGUUAGCACUCCUGCAUAGUUACCGACAAUCUAUCACCAUACCAGUCUGACCAUCAAUGGUAGUGAAAAUGCGAUUCCCGGGUGGCAUAUCAAAAGAUGAGGAGGCGUUCACCGGGGAGGUGUAUUUGGGGUCUGACGUUUCGGGUAGUCGUUUCUUCUACCCAUCUUCAGAGACUGAGCAGUCGUGCACACAGCUUUCCUUUUAUGGCGCACUUUGUCAAUGCCUGGCCCACCAAUGCCGCCUGUGUGGCUGCAUCCUACCCGCAUGUCACCGUGACCUGAAUCCCGCCUAUUUUCCUCGGCUGUGGUGAUAAUUGGCGGCCCCGAUUGUCCCGCGCCGUCAAGAAUGUCCGUAAAACCAGAUAAGGGGGGAGGUAAAUUGAUGUGGCGGUUGACAGAACAGUCGGUAGACAUCCAGGCUUCUUUCACCUGCCUUGCCGUAUGAUCAUCACCUCGGCCCACAAUUUCAACGGGGGACAGUCACGGUGCGGGACAGUCGGGGCCGCCAAUUAUCACCACGGCCGACGAAGAUGGGCGGGAUUCAGGUCACGGCGACAUGCGGGUCGGAUGCAGCCACACAGGCGGCCUUGGUGGGCCAGGCAUUGAAAAAAGUGCGCCAUAAGAAGAAAGCUGUGUGCACGACUGCUCAGUCUCUAAGAUGGGUAGAAGAAACGACUAGUCUGACCAUCUUGAAGGGCGAGGUGAUGGGAUGGGUCUACCCAUCGUUUGUGAUUAUGAUUGGUAAGAUUCUCCAAGUUACUCGUGAUUGGGCUGGGUCUUAGCUCGCUGAUCAUUUUCGUGCGGGGUAUCAAAUGAUGUCGCAAAGGUGUAUUGUACUUGUGGACCACUGAACUUAUUUUGGCUGCCCUUCUGUACUUCGAAACCUGCCUGUCAUGCGUUAUGUCUGCAUAGGAAAGAGCUGUCGUCAAUUCCCUUCUACUCCAUAACCUGAAUGCGCGCCCUUGUCUUGUCGGUAUAGAUAAAGUACUUCGACUCUGGCGACUAUAACAUGGCCAAGGCUAAAUUGCCCUCGAAGACCCCAGCCACCUCGGCCAACCCAACGACCGUCGUAACGGACUUAAGCGCGGCCAUCCCGGAAGUCUCAACUGGCGAUACCAUUCCUACCCCGGACAAUGUGCCUGCGGUACGCAAGAAGACUAUGCAGGCCAUGAGCGCUGCCGAGCAUGGUGCAUGUCGCCUGCCUCCCGGUUCGCCCACCAAGCCCGCUGCGGAAUCCGCUCUCUUUACCAGUGGCCACUAA
Spirometra erinaceieuropaei is the source of this 5289-nucleotide messenger RNA. The record is from the annotation of a GenBank genome assembly. NCBI's taxonomy places the organism in Eukaryota, Metazoa, Platyhelminthes, Cestoda, Diphyllobothriidea, Diphyllobothriidae.